Molecule: messenger RNA, 1946 nt
Organism: Cylas formicarius (sweet potato weevil)
Lineage: Eukaryota; Metazoa; Arthropoda; Insecta; Coleoptera; Brentidae
Product: brain-specific homeobox protein
Exons: 4
Coding region: 280-1188 (302 amino acids)
Biological process (GO): regulation of DNA-templated transcription
Molecular function (GO): DNA binding; DNA-binding transcription factor activity, RNA polymerase II-specific
Source: RefSeq, a predicted model, not a curated record
ACAUUCCGGGGGGCGUCGAAAUGUAUGCCGGAACCCAUGAUCCGUCGAAACGGUAUCACCCCGGAAUGAUAGCGCUGCCGCUUACCGCCCCCGCCGGCGCAUCGAAACUACUUUCCGCGUUUAAGGGUUGCAAACGAGGGCGGGCCAAUUUGAGGAUCAUAGUUGGCUUUGGUCGAAAUCGCGGGGCAGUUAGCGUCAGAUCGUCGCUUGUUUGCGCGUGUCGGGGUGACGUUUGCGAUGAGUUUUGCGAAGUAGGCGCCGCAUACCAAGCCAUCUGCGAUGUCGCAGGAAAGCACGACGUUCGGUCAGAGCAGGACGAGUUUUUUGAUCGAGGACAUCCUUUUCCGGCAAAAGAACGAGGACAGUGAGAUUUACCACGGUUUCGCCUCGACCCUGGACGCUAAUAACAAAAUCGGGGUGAAAUCGGACGGCGGUAAUGGCAAGGGGUUUCAGUUGCCGCAGAAACUGGCGGAAAGCAAGGCGGCGGUGAUGUGCUCGAACGGUAUGCCGGACCCGAGGGGCGGCAAGGAAUACCCGCCCCCGCCCGGAUAUUUCCAAACCAACGUGGUGCAGGGUGGGUUGGUUCAGGGUUUCCAGCCGACGGAAAGCGGGUAUAUCCAGGUGAUGGGCGCGUUGGGAGCGUAUCUGGGCACCCCCUACAAAAACAUGACCGACCCUUACUUUUUGACCCAAGGUAUACCUUUUCACCAUUCGCUGUUCGGUAGUACGGCUAGCGAGAUCUCCUUGAACGCUUUGAAACAUUGCAGAAGGAGGAAAGCGCGGACAGUCUUUAGCGAUCCCCAAUUGACAGGCUUGGAAAAACGGUUUUCCGCCCAAAGGUACCUUUCCACACCCGAACGCGUCGAGCUCGCCAGCGCUCUGAGUCUCAGCGAGACGCAGGUGAAAACUUGGUUCCAAAAUCGUCGGAUGAAACACAAAAAGCAAAUGAGGAAGCUGCAAGAAGAAAAGGCGAACUCAUCGUCCGCGUUCAAGAAAAACAACGAGGCCGUCGACAAAUUAAACUGCGGAAACAGUAUGCCAAACAUGUCCCAAAUAUCGAGGAGGGACAAGGCGGCGAGCAGUCCCAGUAUGUCAGGGACCAAUUCAGAUUUGAGCGACUGCGAAAGCGACAUCGACAUAGUGGGGGACACAAACAAGCAAAUGACUUACUCUUACAAGGGUACCUAAGACGCUCGCACCUCAACAAUCCUUACCCUUUGUUAUUUUAUUUUUGACCUCUUAGCUUUUGUUGUCUGUUUUGAUUGUUUCAUCAUAUAUAGAUUCAUUUAUUGAUUGCGUGCAAGUAUCAGACAGUAUACUGACAUCAUGUACCAUGUGCGGGUCAGGAACAGUAAAAUACGAAGAAAAUACAGAGCUCUUCGACAUUUUCGAGUGUAAAUAUUAGGAUAAAAGCCUAUUUUGAUGUACAGGUUGUCCCAAAUUCGAGGAGGACUACAACUGAAACAAAUCACUCUUAUUGCAACGUGUCAGUUAAAUAUUAGAGUUUUAAUCAGAUUUUACUUUGGUAACUAAUUACUACAUUAUUAAUUGUUAAAAUUUGCAUGUAUUGUUGGAUUUAAAAAAAAUAAAAGUUGAUGAUGGGCAUACAAAGUCGCAACUUUAUCUCUAUUUAACCGACUUCGUAUCUCUUAGGGUUUUCGGGAUCCUAAUAGUCCCCCUCAAAUUUGGGACACCCUGUACAGUAAAGCUCGUUUAGGCAUAUAGUUAGAGCAUUUACCGAUAAAAAUUUUCAAUUGACUCUUAAUUAUUGUAAAAACAUGUUAGACUUCGAUGAGGUUACGCUACAACAGUCCUACCCACCUAAUGUAACAAAUUUAUAAGAUCGAUAUUGUAAAUAAACAUUGGUUCCGAACUUUCGCAUAUUUACACACAAUUAAAUCAAUCAAUCCAAUUUAUGCAUCUGGUAAGGCGUUUCUAAACUUAUU